UUUAAUAUUUUGUCUCUGACGGUUUGAAAGUACAUGUAAUUUAAAAAAACAUUGAACACUUAAAAUAAAUCAUUAUAUUUUAAAUAAACAAAGUAAAUUAGAAUUUAAAAUGGCAGAAGAUAAAUUAAAAUGUGAUUUAUGCCAAUCCCAAAAAAAAAAUGAGUUAAAAUAUGGAAAGUUUUAUGUCAAGAAUAAACUGAAAGUUCAUUAUUUUUGUUUGCUUUUAUCUACUGGCCUAGCCCAAGAAGGAGAUGAUGACGAAGGUAUAUUAGGAUUUUUACCUAUGGAUAUACAAGCGGAAAAAAGACGUAUAAAACAAAAGAUGUGCAUAUAUUGUAAAGAAAAAGGAGCAAAUAUUUCGUGUUGCGAAGCGAAAUGUAAAAAUAACUUCCAUUUUAUUUGUGGGAUUAACAAUGGUGCCCAAAACCAUUUUCUCGAUACAUUCCCAUCAUUUUGUCACCAACAUGCUGAUAAUCCAAAAAAAUACAAAAAGAGCUCCAAAGAAGCUUGUUCUAUUUGUUGGGAAAGUUUCUCAAGAAAUGAACCACAAACGAUGGCUAUAUCAACACCCUGUUGUAAGAAUGGUUGGUUCCACAAAUGGUGCCUUCAAGAAUUUGCUAACAAAGCAGGAUAUUUUUUCAAAUGUCCUCUUUGCAAUGACACUUCUAUAUUUUCUAGAGAAAUCCCUAAAUCAGGAAUUUUUAUUCCUCAAAAGGAUGCAGAUUGGGAAUUGGAGCCGGGUGCUUUUGAAGACCUUCUAGUUCGUCCCAGUGAAUGUUCUGCUCGUCAAUGUGCUUGUAAAUCUGGAAGAAAUUUUACUAACGACGAGUUAUUUAAAUUUCUUUUAUGCCAAAUAUGCGGAGGUAAAGCUAUACACAAAUUUUGUCAUGUUGGAAAUUGGAAAAUGUCAGAUGAAAAAUAUUUAUGUUUAGAAUGUUCUGACAUGGUAAAUAAACUGAAUUUACAUGAAUAUUCAAAGGAUUCGGGUAUUGUUGUAAUUAACAAAAAUAAUUUUGAAAAUGAUGUAAUAAAUAUUGAAGACUCACUCGACAGCGACGAAAACUUAACAGACGAAGACAAACAAGUGAAUCAAAUUUCUUCAAAUUAUUUUUCAGAAGAUUUUGUGUUGUGUAACAGAAAUGAUAGUGUAGAAAAAAAGGGAAAAAGGCGUAAUCGAAAACGUCAAAAAAGGUAAAUCAAUUAUUUUGUUCGCA
Condylostylus longicornis is the source of this 1214-nucleotide messenger RNA. Its product is annotated as PHD finger protein 7-like. NCBI's taxonomy places the organism in Eukaryota, Metazoa, Arthropoda, Insecta, Diptera, Dolichopodidae. The coding region runs from base 110 to 1195 and encodes 361 amino acids. The record is from RefSeq and is a predicted model, not a curated record. Gene Ontology annotation, cellular component: nucleus. The transcript has 4 exons.